CGAAGCCUUUUUAAAGUCAAACAACUUGGGAUCUUGCCCGAAAACGUAAUAAGCAUUAAAGUUAAUUAAAUAAAGCAUAAUCAACAGAUUAAAGAGACAGCCACGCCAUCGUACAUCUCCUCCUCAAUGCCCUCUGGGAUCGGCUCUAGAAACACAAUUCUCUUCAACAUCUUUGCUUAUUUCAUCAUCUCUACUCUCCUCUUUUGAGCUUUUUUUUCAUGGGCAAGGACAAGAGCAGGGCUGCCCCCUCCGGGAAAUCAAACUCCAAAUCCCGGGCACCUACGACAUCCACCGAGGAACGCCUCUACUAUGGCGACGGAUCGUACCUCUGGUUCGAUUCCGAGGAGGAGCGCACCCGCUUUCUCACUUUCUUCUCUCAACGGGUCGUGGCUCCUCCACGGAUCAUCCCGGAGCGCUACCCGGAGCUGCAGGGCUACGACGACCUCGACGCGCAGCUUCAUCAAGCCGGCCUUUGGCCAUUCGUCUCCCAGGCUCGGAAGGAGAUCAACCCGGCGCUAAUUCGGGUCUUCUACUCCAACCUCCGGCGUGAGGGCGAUGUGCUCUACUCUCUUGUCAAGAGCACGCUGAUAGAGCUUUCCGUUGAGCAGCUUGGGCGCAUCGCUGGCCUCCUCUACCAAGGCGACGACCUCAUCCGCCAUGCCUCAGGCCGCCCCACCAUCCACUCCGCUAACCCUGAAGGCCGUCUCAUUCUCUACAUCGUGUCCCGGAUCAUCAAACCCCAUAAGCACAGCCACACAAUCAUGUCCGGUGAGGACCUCAAGCUCAUCCAUGCGAUCAUGCACUCGGCCCCAAUCAAUUGGGCAAAGUUUGUCAUGAUCAACAUGACGAUUGCCGCGUCCACCGACCACGAUCACCUCCUCCCGUACCCGUUCGUGGUGAUGGACAUCCUUGAACGGUUCAAGGUGACCACCACCAUUGGCCCACUCACGAAGGCCACGAAGCAUUGGACGAUCAACACCCAAACCUUCACCAAGCGGUCGGACAACGCCGCGCCCGCCACUGCUGCGCCACGCCGCACUGCCACUGGCCCAGCCGAACCCCAGGCCCGGGCCAACCUUGCCUCCAUCGCCGACUCCCUCAACCGGCUUCACUUCAAAGUUGACGGGAUGGAUGCCUACCUUGAGUGGCUAGACGUGGCUGUCCAACGCCAAAGGUACGCCAUGAAAGCGUACUUCCAACGCGUCAACUAUGUCCCCCCACCGUACCAAGGCACGUUCCUUGGGCAAGUGUACGGUGAAGAAGACGAAGAGGAUGGCUCCUACGCCCCGUCAAGCUCCCCGGACGAGGACGAGUUCGAUGACGCCGUUGAUGGUGAUGAGAUGGACGUCGACAACGACGAGGAGGAAACCGAAGACGAAGACUAGGACGCCCCUAGAAUUUCUCUCUCUUUUAUUUUAAUUAUCAUGUUUCUUAAUGCUUCCAUUGUACUCUGCUAUUUCCCAUCUUUAAUAAAUAAAAGUUAUCUUU
This is a messenger RNA of Cuscuta campestris, 1488 nucleotides long. The record is from the annotation of a GenBank genome assembly. NCBI's taxonomy places the organism in Eukaryota, Viridiplantae, Streptophyta, Magnoliopsida, Solanales, Convolvulaceae.